Manis pentadactyla (Chinese pangolin) is the source of this 1514-nucleotide messenger RNA. RefSeq names its product SUB1 regulator of transcription (gene SUB1). The record is from RefSeq and is a predicted model, not a curated record. Gene Ontology annotation, cellular component: nucleus; transcription regulator complex. The transcript has 5 exons. Lineage: Eukaryota; Metazoa; Chordata; Mammalia; Pholidota; Manidae. The coding region runs from base 232 to 615 and encodes 127 amino acids. Gene Ontology annotation, biological process: positive regulation of transcription initiation by RNA polymerase II. Gene Ontology annotation, molecular function: transcription coactivator activity; DNA binding.
CGCCCCCAGCCGCCCAGCCUGGCCGCGAGCUGUCCGCGGCGCCACCGCCCCCUUCAGCGGCGAGGGCCGCGGGACCCGGCGCUGCUUGAUUUCCCCUUUCCCCGCCCCGGCCUCUCCGGACCUCCUCCGGCGCCGACCCCCGCACCCCACGCGCUUGCAGGACCCUCCGCGCCUGAAGCUGGCUGCCGGGAACGGCCCCUGGGCGGCGGGUGUGGCGUCCCCGGGCGGAGAAUGCCUAAAUCAAAGGAACUUGUUUCUUCAAGCUCUUCUGGCAGCGAUUCUGACAGUGAAGUAGAUAAAAAGUUAAAGAGGAAAAAGCAAGUUACUUCAGAAAAACCUGUAAAGAAGCAAAAGACUGGUGAAACUUCAAGAGCCCUGUCAUCCUCUAAGCAGAGCAGCAGCAGCAGAGAUGAUAACAUGUUUCAGAUUGGGAAAAUGAGGUACGUCAGUGUUCGGGACUUUAAAGGGAAAGUCCUAAUUGAUAUUAGAGAAUAUUGGAUGGAUCCAGAAGGUGAAAUGAAACCAGGAAGAAAAGGUAUUUCUUUAAAUCCUGAACAAUGGAGCCAGCUGAAGGAACAGAUUUCUGACAUUGAUGAUGCAGUAAGAAAACUGUAAAAUCAGAGCCAUAUAAAACCUGUACUGUUCUUAUUGUUUUAAUGUCUUUUUACAUUGGCUUUUGUUUUCUAAACCUUGUUUUCCAAGCUAUUGUAUAUUUGGAUUGCAGAACAAUUUGUAAGAUGAAUACUUUUUUUUUUAAUGUGCAUUAUUAAAAAUGUUCUGAGUGAAGCUAAUUGUCAACUUGAUUAAGGAGGGUUGUUUUGUGCCCACCAUCUAGUGUAAAAUAAAAUCAAGUAAUACAGUCUCAACUGUUGUGGCCUUCUUUGAUCAGAAGAAGUUGGUACUAUUUAAGGCCAAAAGUAACAGUUUAUAGACAUUUUUAGUUUCAGCUCAGCUUUUGACACUCAAAAGGAUUUGUAUUGCAUUGAAUUUGUAAUCUUUUUUGAAAUCCAUAGUCGGUCUGUUUUUUUCCAACCCAAAUGUCUGGACUUGUUUGAUUUUUCUACCCCAGUGAUAUUAUACUUGCCCCUUUUUUUCUUUACUUCAUUUUCCUUUAUAACAUAUAUUGUCACAUUCUGUUUUCAUUUCACUUUUUGCUCUUUUCUUUGGAUAGAUUAUGCUAAUUUGAAAAGUCAGUUGAAAGUUCAAAAUGUUAGUUAUCUCACUUAAGGUACUUGUAAUUAAAAUAUUAUAUGAGAAUUAACAGUCACUAAUUCUACUGUAUUAAAUAUUAGGAGAUAGAGUUUGAUAAACAACAUGGCUUAUAUGGACACUCUGAGCAGUAAGUGUAUGUUGUUACCUGUAGUGUUCUGUGUAAUUAUUGCAUAGUCUGCAGAAAAUAAUGACUUAGAUGUCUGAUUUGCUUUCACUCACUAAACAUGUUCACCAUGGGGUAAUGUUUAUACAAUCAGAUAUUGUUAAAUUAGACUAGGAUUUAAUAAAAAUUGUGAAAGCUU